AUGAUCGGAACUGAAAGCACGGUUGACAGUCGGUCUGUAAUCAUCUACGUCUCCUCCCUCUACGAUACUUUGGCUCUUUCUCCUCGUGACCUCAUUACUGGUUAUCGUCAAGUUCUUCCAAUUCCUCCUCUUCCAGUCGACGUAGAGGUCUCACUUUCACCUCCUCCUCUAGGGUCUCAACUGACAUCAGCCUCAGACGUCUCCGCGGAAUUGAGGGCUUUGUGGACGGAAUAUCGGCAACUAGCCGCAGAGCUGAUUCAAUGGCUUCGAGCAACCUGUGAUCAUAUGGCAGUGAGACACUUUCCAGCAGAUCUGGAGUCCAUGCAACAGCAGAUUGUAGCGGAUUUAAAACGCCAUCGGAGAGAAGAAUUACCUCUUAGGGAAAGACAGAAACAACAGUUGGUUAGACUCUACGCAGAUCUUCAGAGUGCAGCAGACGCCAAUCUCUUGGCAAUCGAUCCAUUUAUGAACAUUGAGCACAUCUUCCGACUGUGGAAGGAAUAUGAACUGGCUCUGCAAAAGCGCGAGAUGGCCGUUGCAGCCGAAUUAUCCCGUCUUGAACGCCUUCAGUUGGCUGGCGAAAAAAUCGAACGCGAAUGCCUUUUGCUGCAAACUCAGGAAGCUGCACUUGAGAAACGCAUGAACGAGAUGGGAUCCGAAUUUGCAUCGUUGCAAGCAGUUGAAAUGGACAGUGAAGUGAAACGUUGGAUGGAACAAAUGAAAUUAGUUGAGACCGGUGUAAAUAAUCUUUUUGAUCAGGUUCAAACUCUCCGCAAUGGUCGAUAUUUCAGAACAGAGCAGGUUUACAGGAAAGUAUGCACAUUGCACCAACGUCUUUUCGGGUUACAGCGUCAAUGGAGAAAUUUCCUCAAGGCCACUUCAAUGACCCAAUCAGCUGAUAGAAUUCAACCCUCGCGAACCAAUGGGGAGAGCAUGAUGGAAAUGCCUAACGGUCGCAGUAGCUACAGCUUAAAGUGGUUGGUGGAAAGAAACAAAAAUACUGAAGCGUUGCAGGCUGCUUUUGAUUGGAUUCAAGAAAAGAAAAAUACGGUUGAAAAAGCACCCUUUGGAGAAAAUAGAAAGUCUAUUGCUGAUGCCACAAAUCGUUUCGAGCUAAUCUACAAAGAGAUUGAGGCCUUCCAGUUAGAAGUGAAACAGUGUCACCUCUUGAGAUCUCAAGUCACUGAAGAUGAAGCCAAGUUCUUCGUUAUUCUUUUGGAUCAAGUAGAAAGUCAGUAUGCCGAUUUAUUGAAACUGUCUUCACGACGUCUCGGCUUCGGUCGAUCACUCAGUGUCUUUGUCGAGCAUGCCAGCAAUGCGCUGCAGUGGCUUCGUGAAAAAGAGACCAUUGAAGUUACUCGAAUUUGGUCCUCACCCCAAGCUCUUCAGUCAUCGGAAAUUUAUGAGUUCUUCCGGGGUCUACUCAGAGAAAUUCAAUCUCAGGAACAGAAGUUCAACGAAAUCAGUACACUAGGAUCUUCUUUACAUCUUGAAGGACAUCCGUGUUUUGAUCUUAUUCAGACCUAUCUAACUUCCCUGGACAGUCACUGGGCGUGGCUUCUCCAACUCACACAUUGUCUUGAAACCCGAUUGAAUCGUACCGUCCGUUACCAACAAUUCUUCGCUGAGGCAAAAGAAGUAGAAUCUUUCAUAACAGCCAAGAAGAAAAAAAUUUGUGAAGUCAAUCAAGCGUCGAAGUCCGAGAAAAUCUCCGUAGAUACUGCAAAGGAACUCAUGCAAAUAAUUGUGGAUAUGGGCGAAGCCAUUCGUACACAAAGUUUCAUAGUAGAUAAGCUGAUUGGAAUGGGUGAUGAAAUCGUUGAUCUGGUUCCUCCAAAUAAUCCCAAUGAACUUGUGACUUCUAUCUGCUUCUUCACUCCGAACAGCGAACCACAUUACAUGGAAUUGGCUCCAGAGGAGAGUAAUGUUGAUGUUGUACCAUGGCCUUCAGCGAAUUUCGAAAAAUCUGAAAGAAUGACUAUAUCAACAGCCCUGAAUCCAUUUAGACUCAAGCUGAGACGAUUAAAUGGUGAAGAAAUGGAAGCCCCAUCCGUCUGUUUCUUGCCAGCCUAUCCUUGUCAAGAGGCCAAAACAUUAGCUCAGGAUAUUGUUACGCAUUUCCAAGAUCUCCAAGUGGCAUGGGCUGACGCUGAGCUGUCACUUCAUGGUCGACUGCUGAGAGCUACAAUGCAAUCUCUACCUACAUCUCUUUCUAGUCUUUCAAAUGCUGAAAGGCAACAGCUUAUGCAGCAACUACACGAAGACACCCAGCGUCACAUGGUUGGAAUGCGUUUGGCAAAUAAACCUGUGGAUGAAGUUGAAAUAUUCCAACGGGAGAGCAAUCGAUGCUUUCAACAACUUCAGGAAAACAAUGGAGUUGCAGCAGAAUCGAGCGAAACAAGUUCAUCUUCAACAGACCUCAAACGAUUUGAAACAGUGCUCAAUGCGUUGGCUGAGGAUCUGAGAAAACGAAAUGAUCUGGUCAUACCUAACCAGAUACCAGAGUUGGAAGUCGUACUCAGAAAACAUAAGGAGUGGUCAAGAUCUGUCAAUCAAAUCAAAGAACAUUUAGAACGGGCGACUUCGGGUUCUGGCAAACCUCCCAGUGAAAACUCCGGAUGUUCCGCGCUGCUAGCUGCAGCUAAUGAACUUUCCACUGCGGGUAAAGCAACUGCUCGACGACUGGCUGAAGUUGACGUCAUUCUCACGCGUCUCGACAGCCUUCAACGUGAAUUGGGCAAUGCUGAAGAAAGAGUAGUGGAUAUUGCUGCUAGGAUGCAUUCUCCCAGACAAAAACAGCUUUCUGGUUCUAGGGCUUCUCUUCAUAGUGAUGUCUCUGAAAUUGAGACUAAUGGCCUUGAGGUAGUUCAUGAUCAACUCAGGGAGGUCAUAAGACAUAAUAACGAAUAA
Messenger RNA from Rodentolepis nana, 2910 nucleotides. The record is from the annotation of a GenBank genome assembly. NCBI's taxonomy places the organism in Eukaryota, Metazoa, Platyhelminthes, Cestoda, Cyclophyllidea, Hymenolepididae.